Molecule: messenger RNA, 471 nt
Organism: Closterium sp. NIES-65
Lineage: Eukaryota; Viridiplantae; Streptophyta; Zygnematophyceae; Desmidiales; Closteriaceae
Source: the annotation of a GenBank genome assembly
AUGGCGCGGUUGGCUGCAGUGGCCGCGGCAGUAACCACACUACUGGUAGCGGUGGCGGGAACCCUCGGCCUGGCGUUUCUGGUCCUUGUGCCGCGCGAAGCUGGAACGUGGCACGACAGCUGCAAGCACAUGCGGCAGCAUCACCAUGGGGAGUUGAGGCUGCAUCGUUUCGUGCUUAUGCCACGCCCUCCUCCCACACCGGCCCCUUCCUUCCUUCCUCCCACACCGGCCCCUUCCUUCCUUUCUUCCUCCCACACCGGCCCCUUCCUCCCUUCCUCCCACACCGGCCCCUUCCUUCCUUCCUCCCACACCGGCCCCUUCCUUCCUUCCUCCCACACCGUGCCCUUCCUCUUUCUCCUACCCCUCGCAGCUGUCGGAGAACCUUCUUCCUCUCAGCCGCCGCUCUUCUUCAUGCACCUCCUCUUCACCUUGCACCUGCUCUUCACCCUGCACCUGCUCUUCUUCCUGUAG